This is a messenger RNA of Mus caroli (Ryukyu mouse), 942 nucleotides long. Lineage: Eukaryota; Metazoa; Chordata; Mammalia; Rodentia; Muridae. The record is from RefSeq and is a predicted model, not a curated record.
AUGAUUGAUAAGGACCGAGAAAAUCAGACUUAUUCAGUGAUCUUCAUUCUGUUGGGCUUCUCUGAAUACCCGGAUCUGCAGCUGCCCCUGUUCUUCGUGUUUCUGACCAUAUACACAAUCACUGUACUGGGAAACCUGGGUAUGAUUGGCAUCAUCAGGAUCAAUACAAAGCUCCGCAGUACCCCCAUGUACUUUUUCCUUAGUCAUCUUUCCUUUGUGGAUUUCUGUUACUCUACUGUUGUAUCACCCAAACUAUUAGAAAACUUGAUCAUAGAAGACAGAACCAUCUCUUUCUCAGGCUGUAUUAUACAGUUCUUCUUUGCAUGUACAUUUGUGGUGACCGAAACGUACAUGCUGGCAGUGAUGGCCUAUGACAGAUUUGUUGCAGUGUGUAAUCCUCUGCUCUACACUGUUGCCAUGUCUCCAAAGCUGUGUUCCAUUUUAGUGGGUGCCUCAUACUCUUGGGGUUUAAUCUGUUCCUUGACACUUACUUACUUUUUGCUGAGAUUAUCCUUUCAAGGGAUUAAUAUAAUUAAUAAUUUUGUGUGUGAGCAUGCUGCUAUUGUGGCUGUAUCCUGCAGUGACCCAUACAUUAGUCAGGAAAUUAUUUUUGUCUCUGCCUCAUUUAAUGAAAUAAGCAGCCUAAUUAUUAUUCUUACUUCCUAUGUUUUCAUCUUCAUCACUGUCAUGAAGAUGUCUUCCACUGGAGGCCGUAGUAAAGCCUUCUCUACGUGUGCUUCCCACCUGACUGCCAUUAUUAUUUUCCAUGGAACAAUUCUAUUUCUCUACUGUGUACCUAACACAAAGAGUUCUUGGCUCAUGGUCAAGGUGGCCUCAGUGUUCUAUACCGUCUUCAUCCCUAUGUUAAACCCCUUGAUCUAUAGUCUCAGAAACAAAGAUGUCAAGGAGUCAGUCAGAAAGUUGGUGACCAAAAGUUUAUAA